AUGACAAUCCGGCGUGCGGUGGCACUAUUGUGCCUCUCGGUUCCUGCGUGUUUGUCCGAAGCUCCAGCUCCGCCGACAAAUGAUCCUUUACAGCGCCUUACAGAGUUUAGGCAGCAACAUAGAAAGACCAUCGAUGGAAGACUUUGCGCUGCGGCAUUUGUCCAGGACAACCAGACUUACACAGACUGCACGGAUGCCCGCUCCCCUGAUGGAACCAGCGGACGGGAGUGGUGCUACGUUGAGGUCCAGUUGCUGGGGAAGGGACCAAAGGAUUGGAACUACUGCAGCCGCCCAAUAAACUACAGCAAGUUAAGGGCAAAAGCUCAGGAGGUCUUUGAUGUGAAAGCAAUCCAAUCUAAUAAUCUCAUGGCACGACUGGAUGCUGAGGCUGCAAAAAUCGAAGACAUGAUACGCAGAUUCACGGCCACAUGUGGCGCUGCUCACUCAUCAAUGAGCCAAAAUCUCAACCAAAUAGACGGCCUUCUUUCCCGAAGCCAACACUGCCUGAAGAAAAUGGAAGAAGCGUCUGCCAAGAUCGGACUAAUUGAAGCAACAAUUGAUGAUGUCAAAGACGACAUAGACAGGGAUAUGAAAAGGGCUAUUAUGAACAAGAAAAACUGUUCCUUAGUCAGAGGCUACGAGGAUGAACCCUUCGCAGAUGGCGUCCGCGGGGCCUACUACAACAACCCAACAUUCACCGGGGCACCAUCAGCCUUCAGAACGGACAGUGCGCUGGACUUGGUGUUUUCAGGAAAGGGGCCAGUUGAGGGAGUGUCCUCCAACAGUUUUUCCGUCAGAUGGGAAGCAUUCCUGGAAGCCCCUCGAUCGGGGAUGUACACAUUCAUUGUCGAGUCUGACUGUGGAGUCCGAAUGUUCCUUGGCGACGAACCGAUCAUUAUUGACAGGAUGCCAACCCCGGUUUCAGGAGAUGCAAUUUCCGAAAAUCCAGUCCCUGUCAUUCCAACGAAAGAAAAGACGGGAAUGAUGAGGACUGAGUCCGUGAUGAUGGAACUUGUUGGCGGACAGAAAUACAGAAUCCGCGUUGAAGUGGUCCACUCGAACCACCUGAAAUACCUAAAUCCCAACAGUGCCACGAUCAGGCUGCUCUGGCGACAUGGCGAAGGUGGAGAAGAAGUGAUCCCCUCAAGUCACUAUUUAACCGGAAACGCGCGGCCUCCGGUAAAGUUCUCUGGCUUAAACCCUAAACAGUUCGAUUUGGGAUUUUUUAGUGAUGGCGAGCGAGCAUUUGCGGAUAGCGACCAGUACUUCCUUGCCGAUGUGCCUCUUCGAUACGAAGGGCGCCGCUUUCUGAGGACUCUAGCUGAGCCGAACAUGGAAGCGUUCUCUGUUGAAGUCAAUAUCCCCGCCACAAUAUAUAUUGCGUCCCCAAUAGAUGAAGGGAUUCCUGUUGCCCCUGAGGAGAGUUCUGCCUGGAAAGUCCACGACACAGAUGAAAUAGUAUCAGUGCUAUUUGGUGUCACUGGCAUGGGACGUGCGCUUGAAUCAAGAGCGAUGAGAAUACGGUUCAUAGCACUCCGAGAGCGAGGAAAGCUAUCAUUCAAACUCCGCCAAAAAGGCGUGCCGUUCCUUAUUUUCGCGGAAGAGAAAAAAAAUGCGGCAUUGUCUUGCGGUGGCGAGGAAGAGGUUCUCUCUCUCGUAGCAGGCAACGCCUACGCUGACUGCUCUGCUUCGUCUGAAGAGUCCGACGUCUACGGCUGUGCAGCUGGACUAAACGGAAGGCACAUGGAUCAGCCCAAUGGAACGUGGAGAACACUUGGGGGAAACGGUGUAGGAGAAUGGAUGGCAAUCAAAUUCAGGAAGCAAGUCCAGAUCACACACUUCCGUUUCAAGCCCCGUGACGAGGCCGUGAACUGGCCGUCGGAGAUCACUCUUUCGUACUCUGAGGAAGGUGAUGAAGACUCUGAAGUCUUCCCCAUUCGCCACACAUCCGACAUCGAACGGAACACAUACAAGCUAGCGCGACCCGUCAUUACCGAUUACGUUAGAGCUGAGAUCACCGAGAUGUUUGUGAACGGAGAAGACAGCGGUGGCUCCUUCGAGUUCUUGGGCUCUUCUUGUACUACCACGGAAGAGGCAGAUGAUGCACAGGCGGCAAUUCCUCGAAUCAUGGUUGAGACAUGCGACGCAACAGUGGAGUCUAUCCCAGAAAUUCUGCCUCUUGAAGAAGGCGACCAAAUUGUUGCAGUGUGUCCACAGCACUGCGUGAAAUCCCUAGAAGGCAGUGCAUAUGGUACCGGGGUCUACGCGCCGGGAUCAACCCUGUGCACCGCAGGUGUCCACGCGGGUAUCUGUGACGGGACGGAAACGGCAUGCGAGAUCCUAGUGACCAUUGGAGGACCGAAGAGCGCAUUCAAAGGGACUAGAAACCACGGCGUCGCUUCAAGCCCAAGCGGACCCACAGACGCGUCUGUAAAGCUUUCUAGGGCACCGUGUCACAUGCCCUCCGCAGCGCCAAUAAAGUACUUCAUCUCAUUCGGUGAACACGUGGCACCAGAGGGAUGGAACGCCGACGACGGCAGUAUAAAGCAAUCACAUGACGGAAUUGUUUAUGGCUGGUGGAGAGAAGCACCCACAAAGUCUUGUUCGGGCCACAACCUGAGCCAUUUGAGCUCACGCGGAGUCUCCUUUCCUGUACCAAUAGGCUCUCAGCGAUGCCCACUGGGCGCGGACUGCGCGCCAAACUUUUGGUCCGUCGUCCUUCCUGAAGACGGCACCUAUCGCUUGGUCGCGCAGGUGGCGGGUCCAUGCGACGGCUCCACUGGAGGACACGUGUAUCUUCAAGCGAACGGCAUCUCACUCGCAUCCGGCCAGUUAGUUCCAAGCGGCUCGAGCUACGGGGCUAUCGCUGCUAUCCCUGUUAGAGACCAUGUGAUCACCUUAACGUCCAGUUGCACGACGGAGAAAUGCCCUGACACGAGCACAACCAUCCUCAACAUUGAGCUUGAAAAGAUUUCUGACGAGGUUGCGUAAGGCUUGCAGAUUACCCACUUGGGGACACUGCUGCGCCUCCACUCGACGUUUCUUAAAAUGCCGUUACCUCGCGUUGAGAAUAUCUUGUUCCUUCAAGAGCCUGCCUUGCCGCAGCUUUUUGCUUCUCGUCUAGGGCAGCAGGGUAGCUUACCAUGAAUUUUAUCCUCAGGUUGCCAAACUGAGACGUAUUACCUUUCUUGGGCAUUCCCUUGUUAUACAAAGUCAUGGUUUGCCCGUCAAACGUUACAUCGUCUUUCUUUACGCGAACAGGAGUGUUGUCAAGAUGAAUAAAACUUCGCUCAAAGCCAACCAGAGCUUCCAAUAAGCUUAUUCUUA
Toxoplasma gondii ME49 is the source of this 3327-nucleotide messenger RNA. Its product is annotated as PA14 domain-containing protein. The record is from RefSeq and is a predicted model, not a curated record. The transcript is spliced from 20 exons. Lineage: Eukaryota; Apicomplexa; Conoidasida; Eucoccidiorida; Sarcocystidae. The coding region runs from base 1 to 2991 and encodes 996 amino acids.